CCGAGGUUCUUCCUGCUUCCUGCGGACAAUCAUGACAUGCAUGCGACCGCAUAUUCCACAUCUAUUCCUUUGACUUGUCAAUUCGACCGCAACUGCGAUUCACAAACGUCUUAUAGGCUUUUGUGCUUAGAGACACUUGAUGAUGGCACCAAGCAGAGGGGUUUGCGACAAUAGAAUCCACCAUCUUCACUAUGGACACGUUCAUCUCUCGAAAGAGGCGUCGCGUGUCGCCGCCGCAGGCUGAAACACUCACUCCCUCCAUAGCGACACCACUCUUCGACGACGACCAGGACACAGACAUCAAGCUGGCAAUUCUCGCAUCCUUACAUCCAGAGAAAUCACAGGAUGACUUACUGGAGAUCCUCCUUUGCUGUGAUGGCUCUGUCGAGCAAGCCAGCCAGUCAUUGUUCGCCACUUCACCAGCGCCCGCCCUGAAGCGCAGACUCACGACACCCGGCAUGCAAAGUGCACUCCCAUUCGCAUUGCCCGCUAACAAAAGUCCGUCAAAACAGCCGUUGACUAGGAAAGGCAAAACACUGCACCUGUAUACUCCACAGGACAUUGCGAACCACACUCCCUGCUCGAUCGUACCCAACUUUCUCCCGCCACAUCUCGCUACGGCUUUGAUUCAAGAGCUUCUCGUAGAAGUUCCUACUUACGAGAGCACCAGCUUGAAGAUCUUCGACAAUGUUGUCAAGUCUCCACAUACAGCAUGUUUCUAUGUCGACAGUCUAGCCGAUAUUCAACGGCAACGGAGCGAGUACUAUUACAACGGGAAUGAUCUGGGCGACAUCCGCCAGAUCCUUCCUGUAAUGCGCCAAGUCAGCGACCUCGUCCGCGAUGCGGUCAACAAGGAGGUCGAGAUCCGUAUCCGCGACUUCUACCCUGAUAGGAGAAAACUCAAAUAUCAAUCUCCCAAGACGUGGCAGCCCAACGCUGCAUUCGUCAACUGCUAUGACGGCGGCGCCCAACAUGUUGGCUACCACUCCGAUCAACUAUCAUACCUUGGACCACGCGCCAUCAUAGGCAGUCUGAGUCUAGGCGUGGAACGCGAAUUUCGUGUUCGCAAGAUCGUACCCAAAGAUGACCCCGAUGAUCGGAACCCAGCCACCUCGGCUGCGGAUGACUCUGGGCAAAUCGCCAUCCACCUCCCGCAUAAUUCCCUGCUGGUCAUGCACGCCGAGAUGCAGGAGGAGUGGAAACACAGCAUUUCACCAGCCCCAACGAUCACGCCACAUCCUCUCGCCGGCAACAAGCGCAUCAACAUUACGUAUCGGUGGUAUCGCGAGGACUUUCGCCCGAAGUAUACACCGAAAUGUCGUUGUGGGGUGCCUUGCGUGCUCAAGACGGUGCAGAAACAGAAGGCCAACCGUGGACGGUACAUGUGGAUGUGUCAAGUUGGGAGCAAGCCCGAUGGAGGUGAGGGAUGCGGAUGGUUCGAGUGGGCGAGAUUCACGGACGAUGGUGUCCCUGUUGGUUGGAAAGGUCAUGAGAAGGAGACUGAGGAUGCACCCCUAAAUGAGACCCAAGCGGACGGCAAUGGUCACAUUGGCGCAGAAAGAGCCGAGAACGAACCUGCUCGUCCAUGUGAGCCUGGCACGGGCAUGAAGAGCAGUGAAGAGAACAGUUUAUCAAACGAUUCAUGAGGCAUUUCAGUAGCGACUGAUAGCUUCAACCAAUACUCGCAUUGUCACGUACAACUAGUACAUCCUUGAUGAU
Molecule: messenger RNA, 1719 nt
Organism: Exophiala viscosa
Lineage: Eukaryota; Fungi; Ascomycota; Eurotiomycetes; Chaetothyriales; Herpotrichiellaceae
Exons: 1
Coding region: 192-1646 (484 amino acids)
Biological process (GO): DNA alkylation repair; DNA repair
Cellular component (GO): nucleus
Molecular function (GO): zinc ion binding; dioxygenase activity
Source: RefSeq, a predicted model, not a curated record